UCGAGUUUAGAUUUUACUAAACGUACUUCUUUGUGUCUUACUGCGAUUCUCUGUAAUUUGCUCACCUUUUAGUUCAUUGCUAUGUGACAAUUAUUAAUCGGAAUUAAUUACCAUGUUUUGUGUAACAACCUUAUAACAUGUCUGAAGAAAUGGACUCGAAUGUAAACAACCUCUCCGCUACCGGAGAGGGUUUUGAGGUAUCCCAAUCAAGUUCCUUGUAUUUAGAAAAUAAUAGUGUCCCCUCUCCCGGCAGAGAGUGCUCACAGCCUGCUGCCGUAGAUGAGGCUGAAUUAAGCGAUAUGUCUAUAGAAAACGAUCUCGUAUCUUCCACCAACAACGAGGAUCAAUCGCAACUAAGUUACUGCAACUUGGAUGUAGGCAGUGAAGUGAACAUCAACGAAGAUGAGCCGGACGACCCUAACACCACAUUUGAUCUUGGAAACGAGGCCAACUCUGAACCUAAUAAUUUACAUGAAGAAGAUUAUGUGCAAGGACAAAGUAAUGUAGUAAGUAACGAUGUAGACAAGGACGUGGAAAUGCCGGAAGACGACACCGUGGACGUAGAAACAGUGAGCAGCUCAGAAGUAUGUCAGUCAGGAGGCUUGUCCCCGCCACCAGAAGGUUUACCUUCAACUCCUGUAGGUUCCUCUCCUUCAAAACAGGGUAGAGGAAGGGGCAGAGGCCGAGGAAGAGGACGGGGAAGAGGGAGAGGCCGAGGUAAGGGUAGAGGUAGGAAAUCAGUACCAUAUAGCGAUUCAACCUCUACUAACUAUGACACAGACUUGAACAGUGAUAUUAGUGCAAAUAUAAGUUCAGAAACCUUACCCGAGAAUACCCCACAAUCCCCUAAGAACAAUAUUGAUACAACUGAAACUGAGACAAAUGGCUUACUUGCAUCGCCAAGUCAGACUAUAGACACUUCCACUGAACAAGUCCCUGUAACUAGAAAAAGAGGCAGGAGGAAGAGAGAGUCACCUGUUAUAGGUGAUACUUUUAGCUUGGAAAGUCCGGAAGCUGUAAGCCCAAAAAUUUCUCGUCGAAGAGCUCCACCAGCUGUUAAAAACAUGGAAAGCUCACAAAAUCCAGUCGUUGAGAAUCCAAGAGUUUCCCGUAGACGAGGUCGGCCAAGAAAAAAUUCAAGUGUAAGUGAUAUUGCUGAAAACAAAACAACAGUCAAUGGGAAUUCUUUACCUGUCAAUGCCAGUUCUGCUGAAAUGAAAGACCUUAAUAAAAUGGUAGAAAAUUUGUCUCAACUUGAAGACAAGUUGCGUAAAUUACAAGAUAAUCUUUCAAAUAUAGAGAAGAUAGAAGAAGAUGAUGAUGAUGAUGAGGAAGACAUGUGUUUAAGUCAGCUGAAAACAUCAAUUGAUUGUGAAAAAGCAUCUGAAACCAAAGACCUCAUUUUGCAGGGGUUGCAAGAAAUGCCUUCUUCACCAUUGGCUGCACCUGAGACAGAUUUAAAUAAUGGAAUUAUGGCAAGUGGCAGCACUAUAUCUGAGACAGUCACUCAGGCUGAGGUCAUUAAAGACAAUGAGGCUACCACAACAGAAAACAACAUUGCAUUGACAGAAAAUGAUACAACAGAAAAUGCUACUACAGAAACUGUUACUAUAGAAAAUGCAACUCCAGAAAAUGUCUCAGCAGAAAAUGCCACAGCAGAGAAUAUAGACAGUGAAAAUAAAAAUAAGCCUAUGGAUAAUAAUGAAUCACUUCUUGUUGAAGAUACAUCAAAGAGACCUAAGAGGAGAAAUGCAAGGAAGACAUUUAAAUACAGAAAUGAUGAUGAUUCUGAUGAAGAUCCAUUUGCUAAUGUUGAGCUCUCAGAUGAUGAUGAACCAAGGAGAAAAAAGAAAAGCGGCAGGUACAACUCGGAUGAUGAAUACAUACCAGGAAGAAAAGGUAGGACUAGCUCCAUAGACUCCUCAGAUAGUGCAGUCGGUGAGGCACUAGAUGAGUUAGAAGAGCUGAAAAUGACAAAAAAACGAGGAAAAAAGAAAAAAGAAAUUCAAGUAGAAGAACAGAAAAUGCCCCUAAUUUCAGAAGUAGUUAGCCAGAGCCCUAUGAAUUCAUCGAGUCGGAAUUCAGUUGAAGAUAAAAAAGAGCCUUGGAGGUUUUCUCCAGAUACAGUUGAAGAUUUGUGUGAGGUUACUGAAGUGCAACCACCUGAUGAAAUCAAACCUACAAAACCUCCACAGUCAUCUAAUGCUUGGGGUUCAAGUACAGAGUUUGAAAACUUCCUUGCAAAGAAAAUACAGGGUACCAAUUUGAAAAUUAAAAAAGUACCUAAACAUCUACCAAACUCAUCACCAACUGUAGUAAAAAUCCCCGUCUUAGAGGCAAGUGAAGUUAAGAAAAAAGUAGAAGCUUCUUCACAAACCAACAAAGUCCAGACAGAAACUAUAAGUACUCAGACUAGUGGGCCUUGCACACUUUCAAUGAAGACCAAUGUUCCUUUAAAUAGUGAACAAUCAGAGAAUGCAUGCAAUUUCCUUACUAGCAUUGUGAAAACAACUUCAGAAUUAGGAACCUUGAUGACUCAAAAGUCUGAUGAUUUUAUACAAAAGAAAAUAAACACUGCUAAUGUGGUUGACACUUUUAAGAUUGACUAUUGUGUCAAGAAAUCAUUUUUACUACUGAAGCUUGCCAAACAUAAUAUUAUGCAAAUGGAAGAAGACUUAUCCAACCAAUAUGAAAAGUUUCUACAAGAAAACAACCUAUCAUCAUACAGAGAACAAGAGAAGAAAUUGGAACCUACAUCUAAGAAGGAAAAACAAGAUAGUGAUAGUGACUGUGAAAUAGUUGGGGAAACUAAGCCCUCAACACAGCCCCAAAAGGUUGUAGUAAAACAAGAAAGUAAACCCAAAUUCAACCCGAAGACAGUAUUUCUAAAUAAAGAACUAUCCAUCAAAAUUGCUAAAAAACCAACUGAAGAAGUGAAGAGUAAUAAAAAUCUAAAUAUCAAAGGCAGACACACUGUGUGGAUCAGUGAUUCAGUGAUGGUAAAGAAAGUAAAGGGCUCGCAGUCUUUUUUAGCCCAGGACAGCCGAAAUAAAAAACCACCUGAUAAUAAGAUUACUGAACAAAUGGUAAGUGAUUUUUUUGAGGAUUAUUACCGCCAGAAGGCAUUAUUUGCGUGUGCUCCAUUUGUAUCCACGGAAUGGUCUAACUGGCGGCACAACAGUUACGUCUGCCAAUAUUUUACUGUUGAACCUGAUAAUCUUACAAAUGGUAAUAUUUCUAGAACUGAGGAGAUAUUCACGGACAAUGACAAUAACCCUAGUGUGAGUGAAAGUGGCAAUGAACUUAGUGAGAAAAUAAAAUGUGAAGUUAGCAAAUUGUCCAACCCAACAACACUAUUAUCAAUUUGCUUGAAGAAUCUGCAUGAACACUUUUUUCCGGAACCCAGUGAUGUGAAUAACAUCAGUCCUGAAUACACAAACAAUAAUAAUUCAGCUUUGGUUUAUCAGCCAAAAACGCUAUUUUCUUCAUGCUGUGAACAUUUGAAGAAAAUUCAGCAACAUCUGAAGACACAAAGUAAGUUGUCAGCAAACUCUCCAGUGCUUGUAACACAAAAUAUACCUGCUUCAGAAGUUUCUGAAAGUUCAGAUGAAGAUGAAGACAACUCGGAAGAGAACAUUAGUUUUGAAAAUGCUUUAGAAUUUCUAUCCCAGCCUAUCCCUUCUUUAUUUUCUUUGUGCUGUGAACAUUUGAAAAAAAAUCAGCAACAUUUGAAGACACAAAGUAAGUUGUCAGUAAACUCUCCAGUACCUUCUUCAGAAGUUUCUGAAAGUUCAGAUGAAGAUGAAGACAACAUAGAAGAGAACAUUAGUUUUGAAAAUGCUUCAGAAUUUCUUUCCCAGCCUAUCCCUUCUUUGAAAGCAUUGUGUUUUUCAAAAAUAAUCGAACUUGACUUUAUAAAUACUGUCAUAUCUAAUAGUGAAAUUGAUGAAACUGAAUAUUGUGAAAGUGACUUUUCGUGUGAAGAAUAUAGCCAAGUAAAUUCUCUGUUGACUUUAUGUGUCCAAGUAAUCCAAAAAAAUCAAAUAAUUUUAAAGCCUAUUAAACAAAGUGAUUUUUGUAUUAAGGACACUUUAUCAUUUAGAUCUCCAAAUUCUUUGAAGCAUAUUUCUUUUAAAUGUGUAAGAAGUUUACUAAACAAAUGUGUUAAAAUUGACACUGAUAAGAUACAAAAAGGGAUUGUAUCAGUUUUGACUCCCUACAAAGUGAAAAAGCUAGCCAAUAUAUGCUUUGAAAUUGUAUGUAAAUUGUAUGAAGCUGAUGAUUCUCAAGUAACUGAAACUGCUGAGGCCCCACCGAUAGCAUUAACUAUAAAUGCUGUAAAUACACUCUCAGAAGAAGCAUUCCUUAAUAUUGAUGAAAAUACAAAUGAAGAAAAUAAUUCAGAUUAUUAUGAAGAUGAUGGUGGCACUUUUUAUGAGGAUGAAUCCAUGGAACCCAAUUACAAUGAAGAUGAAGAUGCCAAUCAAAGGAAAAAUGAAAAUUGGCUAUCUAAAGUACAGUUAAAAGAACUUUUGUCUUGUGCUAUACCUAACAAACAGAAAAAUGGUUCAAAAUCAGUUUCAGAAAAUGAAAAUAAUCAUGUAGCAGCCGAGAAUUAUCCUCUUAUUGCGAAUAUUAAAACAGAACCAGGUUUAGAGGAGGCACCUGCUAUUGCUGAGAACUUAGUUCCAUUUAUUAAAACUGAACCAGAUAAUUAUGUUGAUCAAAUGACUAUCAUACCAGAAAGUGUUGUUACAAAAACUGAAUCUUUUGAUAAUGUUGAUCCAUUACCUGUUGGUCGAGAACCAAUUCAGAGACAAAAUAGUGCUAGUUUUGACGAAGAAAAUUUCGAGAAUUUUGUAAGAUCUAAUAAAAUGAUACAUGCUAUUAAUACUUAUGAAAAUGAGAAUGAAGAAGCAUUUAGUCAAAGUGCAUUGCGAGUCCGCAGACAGCAUGAACCUGAUUCCGAUAAUGAAAAUGACACGAGUAUGAGUUUACUUAUACCACACACAUUCGAGGCUCUCACUGUUGAAACAGCUAAAGGAAGCCUCCUGGAAAACAGCGAGAGUGACAGUGAAAAUGUUGGUAAAAAGAUCAAACGAAAACCUGGUAGACGUAAAACAAAGAAACCUGAGCCACCUAAACAAGCCAAAGAAGUACCUGCAAAGGAAAGUAAAGAAGUACCCACAAAAGACGUCCAGCCGAAAGAGAACAAAGAGGCACCGUCUAAAGACAAACCGGUUGCUGUUAAUGAACUAGCCAUGCUAACUAGACGAAUGCGAGAACGAAUUAGGCAAGAAGAGAAAAAAGGCGAGUUAUCAGACUCUGAUUCUGAAAAUGUAGCACAAACCUCAAAACAAGAAAAGGAAACAAAGAAAGAAACGAGACGUACACGAUUGGCGGCUAAAAAUAAUAAGCCGGUAGAUGAUGAGAUACAGUGCAAUAAUGUAGAUUCGACAGAGCAAAUAAGAGAUACUACUGCUAAUAAAUCAAAGGAAGAAAGUGGUAAAAAUCUCAGUGAAGAUAAUAAAUUCACUGGAUUUACUGCGGUUGAUCAAAAUGAAAUCUCUACUUAUCAUAAAUAUGUUAAAUAUGUCUAUGACCAAAUUUUACCAAAAGUAAAUGAAGAUACUGAAACGAAAACUACAGACAAUAAAUCAAACAAAGAUGAAACAACAAAGGAGACUGAAAUUUCAAAGAAAAUGAUAAAUUAAAAAAUAGUGGAAAAGAGACAGAAGAGAUAAUAAGUUCACAGGAACCAAUAGAACUUUUAGAAUGCACACCUACAAUGCCAAUGUUUGAAGAAGAAGAUGAGGAAGCUAAACCUAAUCGGAAACCUACCACUAAAUCACCAGGCAAGAAGAAAGAAGCCAAACACUCUAAAGAAGAACCAGUAAAAAAAGACAAAGAUGAUACUAAGCAUGAUAAUAAUGCAAAAAAAGAACUACUUGUCAAAGAAACUACGAACGAAUUAUACACUGAACACAAUGGAUGGAAAUGUUAUCCGAUUCUCAGUAGCGAUACAAAACUGUAUGAACAACUCCCCAUUAUUCCCCUGGAGAAAUUACCAGAAUCAUUUGUUCAGACAUAUUUUGAAUAUCAGGAAAUAGCGACAAAAAGCAAAGAUGACGAAGAAAUUGAUAGAUUAAUAAAUCUUCAGUCUUUGAAUAGAUUAUCUAGUGUGAAGAAACCUAGAGUUCGGAAAGAAAAAGUAGGAGGCGAAGAACAGGAAAAGUCUCCUCAAGAUGAUGAUGAACGAUCGGAAACUCCUGCAGAUCCAGGACAUUACAAUGAGUUGUCUCCUUCUGAAGAUGAGGCUGAUCACUAUGAGGACGAUUUUACUGCACCAGGCCCCGAUGCAACGGAAAAUAAUCUGGCAAAGAAUUCUCUCAUGAAUGAUGAUGAUGAUGAAGACGACACACCGCUAUCUCAGAGAAAAAUUAAAAAAGAAGUAGAUACCGGCGCCACUUACAAAAAGAAGAGGCCUGGCCCGAAAUCCAAAACAGUUGAUAUAAAACAGGAACAUCCAGAUUCAUUAAUGCUCACUGCAGACAAGAUGAUGAAUAAGGAGCUGACUCUGUUGCACGCACCAGUUGUUUUAGACAAUGAAAAUGCUAAAACACCUGUUAAAGGUCCUGUCUCCAGAAAU
Leguminivora glycinivorella is the source of this 6649-nucleotide messenger RNA. RefSeq lists its product as uncharacterized. The transcript is spliced from 3 exons. The coding region runs from base 138 to 5714 and encodes 1858 amino acids. Lineage: Eukaryota; Metazoa; Arthropoda; Insecta; Lepidoptera; Tortricidae. The record is from RefSeq and is a predicted model, not a curated record.